Messenger RNA from Quercus robur (English oak), 1649 nucleotides. RefSeq lists its product as uncharacterized. The record is from RefSeq and is a predicted model, not a curated record. Gene Ontology annotation, biological process: protein phosphorylation. The transcript has 12 exons. NCBI's taxonomy places the organism in Eukaryota, Viridiplantae, Streptophyta, Magnoliopsida, Fagales, Fagaceae. Gene Ontology annotation, molecular function: protein kinase activity; ATP binding. Bases 133 to 1395 code for a protein of 420 amino acids. Gene Ontology annotation, cellular component: chloroplast.
AAGAGAGUGUGUAUUAUCCCUUUCUUUGAUUAAUGUCCAUCCGUUGGCGCCAUUUCCUUCCAGCACGACUAGAAGAAGAGCAGUAGUGCAGAAGUAGAAGUAGAAGCAGAAAGCGAGUAUUGGAGUCCCACCAUGCUCCUCGCCGUUCCUGAUUGCUUCACUUCGUUCCGUCACAACAAGCCAACCACUACCACCUUUCUCUUCCAGCGAGGGCGGCGCCGGCGAGCCUCCCACUCAGUGAACCCAACUCGGACGCGUCGCCUCCAACUCUGCAAAGCGACUUUGAUCACCAACUCCGACUCCUUCGAGGUCGGUCGAUUACUCGGCAGUUAUGGCUUCAUGAACAUCACUAGCUAUUCGGGGUUCCAAUCAGGUGCAGAUACUGAAUAUCCACCCGGAGAUUUGGGGCGAUUAAGAGUUCAAGAUGUGGGAGAAGGAAAUGUAAAGAUCAGUCUUUAUGAAGGGAGAGUCUCUCAGGGUCCACUUAGAGGAACUUCAGUUCUUUUUAAGGUUUAUCCUGGUCAACGAGCUGGUGGUAUGGAGGCUGAUAUGAUGGCUGCAAAUGAGUUGAAUGCUCACACUUUCCUUCAAAGCAGUUCAAAAGGUAUCUGUCAGAAUCUCCUGAUACUUGUUGGUGGGUUUGAGACAAAAACUGGGGAACAGUGGCUUGCUUUCCGUAAUAAUGGGAAAUAUAGUGCCGCAGACUAUGCAAAAGUUAUGAGUGAAAGAAUAUCAAAAAAUCGUGCACUAGGAGAACAGAUGUCUUGGAAUCAAUUUGAACAAGAGCUAACAAUUAAACGCAGAAGAUAUUUUGUCCUUAAGCUUCUUCAGGGUGCCAUAAGAGGUCUAGCUUUCAUGCAUGACCAAGAUAGAUUACACCAGAGUCUUGGACCAUCUUCUGUUGUUCUUAAUACAAUUGUAGAAAGAGAUGCUGCUUACUUAGUUCCACGACUUCGGGAUCUAGCCUUUUCUGUUGACAUUGGAUAUUCAUCUCUAGAUGAGGGUCGAGGAACACUCUCGGAGGGACUUUGGAGACGAGCAUCUGCUGCUGGUGCCUUCACACCAAUGGAGAAAAGAGCCUUUGGAAUAGCAGAUGAUAUAUAUGAAGCAGGUCUUCUUUUUGCAUACUUAGCUUUUGUUCCAUUUUGUGAAGCAGGCAUAGUGGAUAGCCUUUCGUUGCAAAGGCUUCUGGAGAGCACUUUCAAGCUUGAUGUUGAAGCUACAAGAGAGUAUUGUUUAGCAGAUGAUCGAUUACUAGAUGCUGUCAAAUUCCUGGAUCUUGGUGAUGGUGCCGGUUGGGAGUUACUCCAGGCAAUGCUGAAUCCUGACUUCAGAAAACGGCCAAUUGCAGAGGCCGUGCUCAAUCAUCGGUUCAUGACCAGCGCCAUUCCCUGAGUUCCAAAUGUCAUCUCAACUUGGCUUGUUUAUAACUCCGGUCGAUCCAAAAUAUCAAGGGGACUUGGAGAAGCUAUUUUAUCUUAAGAAUGUACAGAAGUUAACACAAACAAAGGGGAGGAAGCAAGAUGCAGGAGUUGGCUGGAUCAGAAUCUAAACUUCACCAUGCUACAUGUAAUAAUUGUACAAAUAGUGAGUCUCCAUUUCCCAAACAUCAAAUUCUACUCUUGAUUAUUUAUCAUUUCUCUAUUAAA